UCGGGGAUGCCGGGAUGUUUAUACUCCUGACAGCGGCGGCCGCAGGAGGAGGAGCGGGAGCCGCGGGAGGAUGGGUCGCCGCUAGGGUCGCACUCUGGACGCGCCUCGCCGUGCGCAGGGUGGGUGCCCGCGCCUGCAGCGUCCGCGGGGGCGGCGCGGCGGGAGGUGGUCGAUCGGCUCCGGGCCUUGGAGGCACAGACCCCGGCCUAGCGUGCCUCUCCGCGGCGGCGCCUCACCGAGCCGCCCGCCUCUCCCGGGUCCCUCGCGGGAGGGAGAACGGAAAACUCCCAACUUCCUGAAUUCUAAAGUUCCUGUUGCUUCAGACAAUGGAUGAGCAAUCACAAGGAAUGCAAGGGACAGCUGUUCCUCAGUUCCAGCCGCAGAAAGCCUUACGACCGGAUAUGGGCUAUAAUACAUUAGCCAACUUUCGAAUAGAGAAGAAAAUUGGUCGUGGACAGUUUAGUGAAGUUUAUAGAGCAGCCUGUCUCUUGGAUGGAGUACCAGUAGCUUUAAAAAAAGUGCAGAUAUUUGAUUUAAUGGAUGCCAAAGCACGCGCCGACUGCAUCAAAGAAAUAGAUCUUCUUAAGCAACUCAACCAUCCAAAUGUAAUUAAAUAUUAUGCAUCAUUCAUUGAAGAUAAUGAACUAAACAUAGUUUUGGAAUUAGCAGAUGCUGGUGAUCUAUCCAGAAUGAUAAAGCAUUUUAAGAAACAAAAGAGGUUAAUUCCUGAAAGAACUGUUUGGAAGUACUUUGUUCAGCUCUGCAGUGCGUUGGAACAUAUGCAUUCUCGACGAGUCAUGCAUAGGGAUAUAAAACCAGCUAAUGUGUUCAUUACAGCCACUGGAGUGGUGAAACUUGGAGACCUGGGACUCGGCCGGUUUUUCAGCUCCAAGACCACAGCUGCACAUUCUUUAGUGGGUACACCUUAUUACAUGUCUCCAGAGCGAAUACAUGAAAAUGGAUACAACUUCAAAUCUGACAUAUGGUCUCUUGGCUGUCUACUAUAUGAGAUGGCUGCACUGCAGAGUCCUUUCUACGGUGACAAAAUGAAUUUAUACUCACUGUGUAAGAAGAUAGAACAGUGUGACUACCCACCUCUCCCUUCAGAUCACUAUUCAGAGGAACUACGACAGCUAGUUAAUAUGUGCAUCAACCCCGAUCCUGAGAAGCGACCAGACAUCACCUAUGUUUACGACAUAGCAAAGAGGAUGCAUGCAUGCACCGCAAGCAGCUAAACACGUGGAAGAUCAUGAAGAACAUAACCAAAAUAAUUUAAAGUAUUUUUGUGCAAAUCAUACCUCCCUAUUUUUGUCUGGGUGUUAAGAUUAAUAUUUCAGAGCUAAUGUGCUUUGAAUCCUUAACCAGUUUGCAUAUAAGCUUCAUUUUGUACCAUUGUAAGUCACCUUCUUGCAAACCCCAAAUGACUUUGGAAUAAUCAAACUGCAUGUUAGGAGAGUAAAUGAAAACAUGAUGGUUUUUAAUGGCUAAAGGUUUUUAGAAUUAUUUGGACUUUUCUGCUGAUAAAAUUGUGUUCAGAUAGACUCUCGGUGCCAAAUAUUGAAGGUAUAUCUUGGCACACAUCAGAAUAGAUUCAGAACCUGAGGAAAACAAUCUGAACGUGUGAUUUGUUUGCUUUUCUGUCAUUUGUGGAUGUUUGAGAUGAACACAAUUGUGAACUUUCGUGAUUAUUUUAUUUUUAAACAUCUGAAGUAUGUGUUUUAGUUCUUAGCAUUGUAGUUUUCAAAUAUAAUUCUUAAGAUAAAUGUAGACAUAAACUAUUUGAGCUUAAAAUUUAAAAUUCUUAGCUUACACAUUGAAAAUGCAGCUGUUAAAUGUGAAAAGGUUUGGGGGCAAAAUGUGAGUCAGACACUGAAGAUUUGUUUUAAUAUCUUUGAUAUUCUCUUUGCAGUAAGAUGGUAUAAAUGAAUCCAUUUAAAAAGUGGUUAAGGAUUUGUUUGGCUGGUGUGAUAGUAAUUUUUAAAGUUGCACAUUACCCAAAGCUUUUUUUGUGUGUGUGUUUUUAUUAUUGUUUGUACAUUUGAAAAAUAUUCUUUGAGUUAUCUUGCAGUACUAUAUUUCAAUUUCUUUAUAAAUUUAAAUGCAGUUAAAUUCAUAAUUGUAUGCUAUAGUGUAAGCAUAUGUUUUUAUUCAUAGAUUUUAUGGAAGUUCUGAUUGGUUCCCUUCAGAAAUUUUUUAUAUUCUUCAGGUUACUUUUCUUAUUUAUGUUGUGAGUACAUUUUAUCCAUUAAUAUUUCAGAUUUUCUGAGAACACAAUACCGUUUUAAAAGAUACUUGGUAUACCGAUACUUUUCUUGAAUUGAAAACAUUUUUUAACUUUUUAAAAUUUGGGCCACCCUGUAUGUGUGCAUUUCAUCUUGUUAGAGAGGAAGAAAGGAUGUAUGUUGUGCCAUACCCAUGAAUGUUGAUACAGUUUCAAUUUGUUUGACAAACUUAUAAUAUUAGAAUAUGGUUUAAAAAAUGAAAACUGGCCAUUGCUACAGCGAGAAUUUUUAUGGGAUUAACAUUUCUGUUGAGAAGCUUUUAAACUAAGUACAAAGAUGGUAACGCUUUAUUUAGUUUAAGGAAAUAGAGUUGAAUAAAUGCUGUUGUGGAGAUGUCUUAUCCCUGAAUGUCUUCAUGUUAGUGAUGACCAGUUCCUCACAGAUCGUGAAGCCAAAGGCCUGAGUGGCAGUCACCGUUAAAGGACGCCGUGCCACCAUACAACCUUGGGAUCGAUCAUCCCAGCAACAUGGAAACCUCAUGUUCAGAGAACAUCUACCCUUAGCCGAUAGCACUGUCAUUUUUUUUUUUUUUAAAGUGUUUUUCUUACAAUCAUUUGAAUACUUUCAAGUCAUUUGUAAACUUGAAAAAUGUAUAAAGGGCAAAAAAGUGUAAACUCAUGUUUUUUUUCAAACUUUAAUCAGUUAUGUAUGAUUUCUGAAGGGUAGUUUUAUCUUGGGAUAGGCAAACCCGGUUGGUCCCAUAUUUGAUGCCUUAAUGCGUAAUUUUUCCCAGACUCUGAUGACUUAAAACCUUUACAUUGAAUAUCCACAUACUUCUCUCCAGAAGUGUGAGUAGAAUUGUUUUUGUUUUUGUUGAACAUUAAUGUUAAGUUCAUUUUAAGUUAAUAAAAUUGGUUAGGAUGAAGUGUCCUAUAGUUUACAGAGAUACUCUCCUUUUUCUUGCAAUCUUUAGGAAUACAUGGAUCUAAAAUUCAUUAGCUUAACCGCUCACAGUGACUUUUAAGCUUUACUUUUCAGUGAAUCUGUUGGCUAGAAGGAAAUAGCUGGGAAGAAUUUAAUGAUCAGUGAAACCCCUUAUGUUCUACAUGUGGAAAUGUUUUGGAUUUUUUAAUGUAAGUGUUCAUUUUUUUUUUGUUUUUUCUGAAGAAACCACUGUGUAAAAACUAAGUUUUAAUUUUGAAUGGGAUCAUUUCAAACAAUUAUGAAGAUGAUUAGAAGUUCUAAUUUUUUAAUCACCUAUAAAAUACUCUUUUUAUAUUUCUAAGUAAACAUUGUCUUAAUUAAGUUAAACAUUUGAAUUGAUUUUACAAACAGUAAUAUCAAAGGUACAUCUGAUUCUAAACCUUAUCUUGACAUUGGUACCAGUUACCCAUAGAAAAAUGUGGGAUGACUUUGUUCUGUAUGUGGAGGUUUAGGAAUGGUGGAUGAAGUGUAUCCCUAUAUAAAUAAAGUGCUCAGCAGUGUGCAAUUAUUGUAAAUUUAGUAAGCUAUUACAGCCAUUUCAUGAAUGCUUUUCCACUCUGCUAGUAUCUAUCACAAAACACCUUUCUUGUAUCCAUAGACUUCAGGUGUUGCUGUUAACAUUUACCGUGAUAUUUAUUUUAACCAAAAUGUUAUUCACAUUAAAUGUUUAUUCUUUAAAAUGAAUGUAUUAUGUUUAUAACCCACAAAUGCAUAAUUAUUCUAUGCCUCAUAUUUCAAUAGUACUGUAAUAUGGACUUCUUUGUGAAAUACUUUUAUUUUGUUAUGCUUUAAAUACACAUAUUAAAAAGAUUGUUACUAGCCUUGAGAAUUGUACAAUAUCCUAAUAUAAAUAAAAACAUAAAAAUAAAAAAA
This is a messenger RNA of Trichechus manatus latirostris (Florida manatee), 4079 nucleotides long. It is a transcript of the gene NEK7, whose product is annotated as NIMA related kinase 7. The coding region runs from base 327 to 1235 and encodes 302 amino acids. The transcript is spliced from 10 exons. Gene Ontology annotation, cellular component: nucleus. Gene Ontology annotation, molecular function: ATP binding; protein serine/threonine kinase activity. The record is from RefSeq and is a predicted model, not a curated record. Gene Ontology annotation, biological process: peptidyl-serine phosphorylation. Lineage: Eukaryota; Metazoa; Chordata; Mammalia; Sirenia; Trichechidae.